GAGGAGUAGAAAUUAAUCUAAGUGCUACCAUCACCCUCUAUGAGAAGGAUGCACUCCCUGGACCUUGAAGACACAUUCAAAGAUAGCAAGGUUGCUGAACUCUAAGAUAUUGAUUUUAACCAUUCUUGAUGAUCAUCAGAAAUGUGUUUCUGUCCUCUUCCCCCUCAACAACAUCUGCAGUCUCCAGGGCCAUUCUCAACAACUGGAAUAGAGGCUAUAACAUCUAGCCUAUCCUCUACUUCUUCUGAGAACUUUGGACCAGCAACUUUCUCAUUGGAUGGCGUACAAUGCUUAUCCAGGCAUUGCAACCAGAUAUUCGCACGAAUUUUACGGAUUCCUAGUCCAGCAUCAUCGUCAUCUGCGAUCGACAUCACAAUACUCAACGGCAUCGGUAGCAAUUUACACACAUUUUUUGACACGGAUCUGAUUGCAUGGGGAACCCUCCAAACUAUGUUGGAUAUGGCCCUCCGACCUUUACAGCCACCGCAAAUGGGAUAGUCCAGCGGCGUCAGAUUGCAUUUGGUAAACAAUUGUUAACUCCACAUGGUGAUGCAGCCUCGGACUAGAUUCGUGAAUAUGGAGUUGCAAUACCAGAAACACUUGGCACUGGUAAACUUUCAGGUGAUAGGAUCAGGCAAGUCUUGCAACUGCGCCGGUAAAUCAGCAUCUCUAUUUGGCUGCGAAAAAGAAUGGGGUUGUCGAACAGUUUCCUCUUGUCUAGUCAAUUGGUAAAGAAAACAUGGUGGUCCAUUAAUUCGAGUGUCAUUCUUCCAUGCUGAAUUAUUUGCUCUAUAUACAUGCGAGAAUACGUACAUGUGAAUUGCCAGCACAUACAUCCAAAACACCUCCUGCAUAGAGAGAAGGGCCAUGAAAUUUCAUGUUUAC
This is a messenger RNA of Blastomyces dermatitidis ER-3, 885 nucleotides long. RefSeq lists its product as uncharacterized. The transcript has 3 exons. Lineage: Eukaryota; Fungi; Ascomycota; Eurotiomycetes; Onygenales; Ajellomycetaceae. The coding region runs from base 142 to 498 and encodes 118 amino acids. The record is from RefSeq and is a predicted model, not a curated record.